GGGUGCCCGUCUGUCCGUUCCAUGUGAUUUUUUGACAUUCGGACUACGUCACAUCCGUAUCCGUCUUCCCGUAUACCCGUUCUUCGCGAAAAUUUGAGUAUUGAGUAACGGUGGACUCGCGAAAAAAUCCUUUAAAUUUUGUGGAAUAGUAUAUGUUUUGGGUUAAAAAGUGUUUGUUUUGCCGUUGGAUAAAAAUAUUAUUUUUUUUUGUGUAGAAGCCUGACAAUCGGAGAGCGCUGAUGCUGACACAGAACAGCAGAAAUCUAGAAAUAUUUCGGCGUUUCUGAAGGAGAGGAAAGUUUGAAAAUCAAGGAGGCAGUAAAGACCUCCUACAAUUAUUGUAGGAACGACCGACGAUACGGCCCUUAUUUAUGUGUUUGGUGAGUUUAAAGUAUACAAUCGAACGUUCUUUUCUCAAUGGAUAUUAUCUGCACCAUUUGCACAAAGGUUUUUACCCCUAGAUUAAAAGUUUAUAGUACAAAAUGUGGACAUGACUAAAGUUGAUAAAAAGAUCAAAAAUAUGUCCAUUCAUCGGAUUGUCUUCAACAUACAAAACACAAUUGGAAAUGGUGAUUUGCAGGAAUUGCUCAAUUGCUUGGAAUACCAGAUGAAUAGAAUGUUAGAUGUGGAAGUCAAACUUGAAGAAAAAAGUUCACUCAAAAAGCAAAAUGAUCUUGGGAAUUGAAUGAUAGAUCUAGAUCUGAAGUAUCAGAAUCACCUACAUCUGAUGGAAUCAGAGGUCGAAUCACCAGAUCUGCAAUUAAAAUCAAAUGUGGGCCUGGUCGAUUUUUGAAUGCAAAAUAUAUUUCCUCCAGACAUCUUCCUAAGGAAAGUAUCUACUAAGGGAAAUCAUUCAAAAUAGUAGUUACUGUUUUUACCCCAUUUUGUAUAUAUCUUAUUUUUUGACAUAAUAAAUAUUUGUUGUUUCAGCGUUUUUAAA
This is a messenger RNA of Acanthoscelides obtectus, 940 nucleotides long. The record is from the annotation of a GenBank genome assembly. Lineage: Eukaryota; Metazoa; Arthropoda; Insecta; Coleoptera; Chrysomelidae.